GUGACGUGAGGGCUCAAUGAGUGCCACUUCUCUGCCGCUCUUCCCACGCGACCCCCUACGCUGGAGAUACAGUCCAAAGUUUGCCCUCCCCCCAGUGGGCGGGGCUCGAGGGCGGCGGGAACUGCAAUUGGCAGCUUUGAAGACGCAACGGGCGGGAACAGCUGCUGUGGAGUGAGACGGCUGGUGAUGUGAACGUGCUAAAGAAAUGGAUGAAACCGUUGCCGAGUUUGUCAAGAGGACCAUCUUGAAAAUCCCAGUGGCUGAAAUGAUGACAAUCCUACAAGCCUGGGGUUUUUAUCUGAAAAUCAACUGCAGGAGGACAUCAACUUCCGGAGAGAGAAAGGAAUCUCUUGUUCAUGACUUGGUCCUGCUUUGUGAGGAGAAGCGUGCACGUGUCAGUGACGCUGCCCUUUUAGACAUCAUCUAUACUCAAUUUCAUCGGCACCAGAAAGUUUGGGAUGUUUUUCAGAUGACUAAAGAACCAGGUGGAGACAUUGACCUUUUUGAUAUGAAACAAUUCAAAAGUUCAUUUAAGAAAAUUCUUCAAAGAGCAUUAAAAAUGGCCCAGCUCUACCCUGCAAAGGAGGCCCCCCAGAGUGAUUCUGCCAGCAGCCACAUGGGCAACUCUGCCCGACUCUGGGUUAUACUGUCCAGAGGGCCAUUUGCCUGCAAUAUGAGCCGGGUCAUCAAUUUCUUGGUAUCGGUCACCUUCAGAGAUGCUGAGGAGAAUGCAGUAUGGAUUCGAAUUGCCUGGGGAACACAGUAUCGGAAGCCAAACCAGUACAAACCUACUUACGUGGUGUAUUAUCCCCAGACUCCAUACGCCUUCAUUUCUUCCUCGCAGCUGAGGAGCAGUAUUCCCCUUCUGGGCCAGGCACUGACAAUUGCUAGCAAACAUCAUCGGAUUGUGAAAAUGGACUUCAGAAGCCGAUAUCUGGACUCUCUUAAGGCUAUUGUUUUUGAGCAGUAUAAUCAGACCUUUGAAACUCACAACGCUACUACACCUCUACAAGAAAGAAGCCUUGGGCUAGAUAUAAAUAUGGAUUCCAGGAUCAUUCAUGAAAACAGAAUAGAAAAAGACAGAGUUCAAAAAAUUACUGAAGAAGUUUUUGGAGACUACCCUCAACCAAGACUAGAAUUUGCACAAUAUAAGCUUGAAACAAAAUUCAAAAGUGACUUAAAUAGAGGCAUCUUGGCUGAAAGAAAUGAACCCCUCCGGUGCCUAGUCAAGUUCUCUAGCCCAAAUCUUCUGGAAGCAUUGAAGUCCUUGGCACCAGCAGGUAUUGCAGAUGCACCACUUUCUCCAUUGCUCACUUGCAUACCCAAAAAGAGAAUGAAUUAUUUUAAAAUUAAAGAUAAAUAAGAUGUAUAUGGUUUUGUAAACAUCACAUCUCCCUGACUAUAUCACAUACACAUUUCACUUCAUAGAUAGCUGAAUAGCUUCUGUCAAAAACCUGUGUUUUAGACAUGAACACUUAAUUUAGAAAUGUUCGAUAUACUGGUUGGGAAUGACUCAUUCCUCUUCCACUGUGUGCUCCCCUCUCCCCCAUAUUCUGCAAAGUGCAGCAGUUGUGGGCCUAGAAAAAGUGACAAGGUGUCCUUUCUCUCACAUCUGUCUCUCCUCAAUCAUAGAGAGGUCUGGUUCCAAUUGCUGGUUUUCAGGAAUUUUCCCUUAACCCUUGGAUUACAUAAAGAAGCACCAAGAAACUACCGAACUCAAAACUUUCUAGGAUAAUCAGACUUGGGUCCAUUAAAUUAUUAUUGCAGGAGAUAGCAUAUCAGAUGAUUCAGUUAUAUAAAAUAAUGGUUUCAUUGUAAAUAUGCUUUUUAUUAUCUAUUUUCUCAUACAUGUGACAUUCAAACUGACCAAUUUUAAACUGAUUUGUGAAUAAAGGUAUUUAAAAACUGGUAUAUAAGUUA
Phyllostomus discolor (pale spear-nosed bat) is the source of this 1920-nucleotide messenger RNA. RefSeq names its product centromere protein N (gene CENPN). Lineage: Eukaryota; Metazoa; Chordata; Mammalia; Chiroptera; Phyllostomidae. Gene Ontology annotation, biological process: chromosome segregation; CENP-A containing chromatin assembly. The transcript has 12 exons. The coding region runs from base 206 to 1363 and encodes 385 amino acids. The record is from RefSeq and is a predicted model, not a curated record.